Messenger RNA from Gastrolobium bilobum, 1590 nucleotides. RefSeq names its product transcription termination factor MTERF8, chloroplastic-like. Lineage: Eukaryota; Viridiplantae; Streptophyta; Magnoliopsida; Fabales; Fabaceae. The coding region runs from base 28 to 1590 and encodes 520 amino acids. The record is from RefSeq and is a predicted model, not a curated record. The transcript has 2 exons. Gene Ontology annotation, molecular function: double-stranded DNA binding. Gene Ontology annotation, biological process: regulation of DNA-templated transcription.
UCGUGAUUAGUCUGCCAUUUUGCAGAAAUGGUGUUAGCACUCUCUCUGUUUACAAAUAGUUCAUGUUCUUGUUCUUCAAUGAUGUUUCAUCCAUACCCAUUAAACCUUUCGCAUUCCCUUCAACUCUCACUUCAUCCAACUCCAUCCUUGUAUCCUCAACAAGAAGCUCAAGCCUUGUUCUCCGUCACCAAAACAAACAUCAAAUCACAACCAUUAAACAAGGAAUGUUUCCGACCCUCCGAUCGUGCAUUCUUCCAGUGUCGCUGCAGUAGCUCACUCGCUCUUACUGACACAGCAGCCAUUAUAAACCCAGUGUCAUGUGUGUCUCUUAUUGACUCGUGUUUUGUUUCAGGGACGCUCUUCUCUUUGUUUCGAGAAAUGGGGAUUGGCUAUGAGGAAACCCAAUUGCUCUUGCUCAAUAACCCUGACCUUACAUUAGUGUCAAUUGAUUCAUUGCAUGCUCGGGUUCUUUGUCUGCAGUCUCUCGUGUUCGAUCGUGUUGCCCUUAAUCACUUGGUUAUGAAGCGUCCAACUGUACUAACAGCUAAGGGAAUUGACACCUUGUUAAACUUUUUAAGAGAUGAAUUGGAAGGACAGCUUGAACAAGCACAGCUGAAGCGCUUUUUAUCCGUUAUUGAACCAAGAUUCUUUGUGGGUUUUCCUCAAAAGGUCCAACUCCUUGUUGAUCGAGGAAUUCCUGUUGAUAAGAUUGUUCAUGUGCUUAACAAAAUAAAUUUGACAAAGGCACUUUGUCAUAGGUCAAUGGAUGAAAUUGAUAGGAUCAUAACUUUCCUAGAGCCCUUUGGUGGUAUUGGUUUGAUUGUAAGAUGGCCUGCAAUUCUCAACUACGAUUUGGAUAAUCAGCUGAUUCCAAAAAUCAAAGUCCUAACUGAGCUCAAUGGUGGAGAUGUGCGUGACGUUGGGAAAGUGCUUCAUAAGUUCCCAGCAAUUUUGAGUUAUAGUGUGAAACAUGUGGAGCAACAUGUUGAGCUCCUUAGGUCUUUUGCAGGCCUUGAUGACCAAGAGAUAUUUAGAAUAAUACUUGUAUACCCAGGAGUCGUUACUGCAAGCAGAGAGAGGAAACUGCGUCCUAGAAUACAAUUUCUCAAGGAAUGUGGGUUAGAUUCAGGUGAUAUCUCCAAGUUCUUGAUUAAAGCACCCUUGUUUCUAGCUCAUUCAUUCCGUGAGAACAUUGCCUUUAAACUUAUGUUUCUGGUCAAGAUUGGGUAUAAAUAUAGGACAAAGGAAUUGGCAACUGCAAUUGCAUUUACUACUAGGACAAGCUGUGAGAACAUGCAAAAGGUCAUCUGUCUAUUAUUGAGUUAUGGGUUUUCGUGUGAAGACAUUGUUACUAUGAGCAGGAAGCAGCCACAAAUAUUGCAGUAUAAUCAUACUUCUUUAGAAGAGAAGAUGGAGUACUUGAUAGAGGAGAUGGACCGUGACAUUGAGGAGUUACUAAUUUUUCCUGCUUUCCUUGGUUAUAAUUUUGAUAACAGGAUUAAGCAUAGGAAUGAAGUAAGAAAGAGUAUAAGCGGGGGACGAAUGUCUCUCUGUGAGCUUUCAACUCAGAGAUUUGGCAAACGAAAAUGA